This is a messenger RNA of Ascochyta rabiei, 1788 nucleotides long. RefSeq names its product ERMES complex subunit. The record is from RefSeq and is a predicted model, not a curated record. The coding region runs from base 1 to 1788 and encodes 595 amino acids. Gene Ontology annotation, cellular component: ERMES complex. The transcript has a single exon. Gene Ontology annotation, molecular function: lipid binding. Lineage: Eukaryota; Fungi; Ascomycota; Dothideomycetes; Pleosporales; Didymellaceae. Gene Ontology annotation, biological process: phospholipid transport; mitochondrion organization.
AUGGCGUUCAACUUCAACUGGUCGCCACUCCUGGCGGACACCUCGCGCGCGCGAGACAUGCUCACAACCGCGCUCAACAAGUCGCCGAAGCCGCCCAUCAUCGUUGACGACAUCAUCGUCACCGAACUCAACCUCGGAUCGACACCACCCGAGCUAGAAAUCUUAGAGAUUGGCGACCUGGCGGAAGAUCGGUUUAGGGGCAUCUUCAAAAUGUCGUACACCGGUGAUGCCUUUCUGACGCUGAAGACCAAGGUCCAGGUCAAUCCGCUGAAGACGCACCUAUCGACAAGGCCAGACUUCGCAUCGCCACAACCGUUAGCAGCAGCAUCUGGCCUGACAAUACCGCUGUCCAUCACGCUAUCGAACUUUCGGUUAUCAGGUUUCGUUAUUUUGGUCUUCUCCAAGCAGAAGGGCUUGACGCUGGUAUUUAGGAACGACCCCCUGGAGUCACUCAAGGUGUCUUCGACGUUCGACUCGAUACCCUUCGUCCGCGACUAUCUGCAGAAGGAGAUUGAGGGACAACUGCGGGUGCUAUUUACGGAGGACCUGCCUGCCAUCAUCCACCGAUUGUCCCUACGUUUGUGUUCGCCAGAGUUCCAGGAAAUCGAGACCGAGGAAAGACUGGAUAGCACAAAGGACAGCGCCACUGCAGUAGACCCUCUGGCAACACCCCCACAAGAUGCUGUCGAUGCCUUCGGCAACCCUCUCGACGAGUCGCAGAUUUCGGAAAUAGCGCUCGAUCCCGUUGGCGAGAUCCAUGCCUCCUUUUCGCAGAAGAACAUCCUUCGCCUGGCUGCACUCUCGGAAUCGCAACGUACUCUAUCGCUCUUCACGCCUGGGAUCCGAGACGCCGUCUUCCGUGCUUGGGCUGGACCUGAUCGAGACGCCUCAGGUACUGCCAUGCCAGCACUCACACGAGGCAGCCUGUCUAGGAUCCAAUCCACUUUCGGAAGCAUGAGGUCAGGCGCAUCUUCUGUCGCCUCUGGAAGCCAAGGCACGCACGAUACCCACGACACGCACGACUCACGCCCGACUGUGUCUUCUACCUACUCCAUGUCAGGUCUCACAUUGGGCGCCGGACGAUCACGAGCCGGCGGCAUGCGAAAGCGCAAGAAGCGCGUUGUGGAUCUUCGCAAGAAGCCAGACGGCGCCACUGGUGAGAUGGCGUCAACCGACGCGCAUAGCGAGAUGGCGAGUACUUAUGCUUCCGAGACAUCGAGCGUCAUGCAUGAGGAGAGGGAAGCUGGAGAAGUUGCCACACCACCCCGAAGCCCAGUCCACCCAGGCCUACGACACGAUGGUCCGCACGGUGUUCUAGACCAUGGCGAACCAAGCAGACUUGUGGACAACACAGCAUCCACCGAAACACUACUCCCUGCCGCAGCCCUUCUCUCCGAACCACCAAGGACAGCGAGAUCGACAUCGAAGCAGCGCGAUGCCUACAAUGACGAGACGAUCAAGCCUCGCGCUUCCUCAAAGCGACCUCCGCUCUCACAUAACCAGAUCCUUCAGGCUCAGAAGUCUACAUCACCCCUCCUACGCUCCUUGUCAUUCGACAAGAUCGCCCUCACAUCACCACCAAACGAGACUGAGAGCACCGGUGGCAUACUCGAACAGGCAUGGAUGAUGAAGAUAGCACAAGAGAUUGCGAGAAAGGUGCAACAAGAGAAAGACCGCGACGGCUCUUCUCGCGAUAGGUCCCCCCUGGCUCGAAGCUCAAAAGCCCGCACAGGAGGCAUCUGGGCUGCAGAGGACGAGCUCGAGGCACCCCCUGCCUACGUUGCUUAG